Molecule: messenger RNA, 657 nt
Organism: Dipodomys spectabilis (banner-tailed kangaroo rat)
Lineage: Eukaryota; Metazoa; Chordata; Mammalia; Rodentia; Heteromyidae
Gene: Tmem247
Product: transmembrane protein 247
Exons: 3
Coding region: 1-657 (218 amino acids)
Cellular component (GO): endoplasmic reticulum
Source: RefSeq, a predicted model, not a curated record
AUGGCAACAGAGGACAGGGAAGUGAUGGAAGACCGGGGGGCAGGAGAAAGCUGUCCCACCUUAUCCAAGUUGGUGCCUGCUGACUCCAUGCCUGAAGGGAAGCCAAAGGCUUCUUUGGAAGCAGAGGCCCCCAAGCCAGACUCCUCUUAUGACUACCUGGAGGAGAUGGAAACUUGUGAGGAUAGAGGCUGCCCAGGGCCCCCCAAGACACUAUCCCAAAAGGCUGGUGCUACCACCAAGGGCCAAGCAGGCGAUGGACCCGGACUCGAAUCCACAGAACUGCCCCCAGGCCCAGGAGAAGAGCACAACAACACAAUGGAGCUGGAGAAGGUGCGCAUGGAGUUUGAGCUGACACGUUUGAAGUAUCUCCAUGAGGAGAAUGAGAGGCAGCGGCAGCAUGAGGAGGUGAUGGAGCAGCUGCAGCAGCAGGCAGGGCCCCGCCAGUUCUCCGGAGGCCUCCAGGACCUCUUGCUUCCUCAGAACCAGUUUGCCAUGUUCCUGUACUGCUUCAUCCUUAUACACAUAAUCUAUGUCACGAAGGAGAUGGUCUUCUUCCUCUUCUCCAAGCACUACCUGUUCUGCAUUGCCGCCAUUUUGCUGUGUCUGAUUAAAACUUUCUGGUCCUACUUCCAAUGCCUCUGCUUUCUCCAUCACUAG